Molecule: messenger RNA, 2124 nt
Organism: Coregonus clupeaformis (lake whitefish)
Lineage: Eukaryota; Metazoa; Chordata; Actinopteri; Salmoniformes; Salmonidae
Gene: amdhd2
Product: amidohydrolase domain containing 2
Exons: 12
Coding region: 193-1407 (404 amino acids)
Biological process (GO): N-acetylglucosamine catabolic process
Molecular function (GO): N-acetylglucosamine-6-phosphate deacetylase activity
Source: RefSeq, a predicted model, not a curated record
CCCGGUAAUGGUUCCAGUCGUUUUUUCACGAUUAAUUUUUGCAUCUGUGAUUUUAUAACUACUGUUUCGUCUAGGCUUAACUUUUUGAUAACCGUGUAAUUCUCUCUUGGACAAGAGUGAGUCUACCUGAAGUGACUACACUUCAGGAGAGGUGACGUAGUGUCAUAGAGGUGACAUAGCGUCUUGUGGAAGAUGCCUUCCAAUAAGUCUGUGUCGACGGCGCCGAUCACCCAGUUCGUCAACUGCAGGAUACUAAGAGAUCACAAGCUGCAGAGAGAGGAUCUGUGGGUGCGGGAAGGGAGGAUCCUAGACCCAGAGAAGUUGUUCUUUGAUGAGGAAGGCUACGCAGAUCAACGUGUAGACUGUGAAGGCCUCAUCAUCGCUCCUGGGUUCAUUGACGUUCAGAUCAAUGGAGGAUAUGGCAUCGACUUCUCGCAAGCAACCAGUAAUGUCAGAGGAGGUGUGGCCCUAGUAGCCAAGAAAAUCUUGGAGCAUGGUGUCACCUCCUUUUUACCCACCCUAGUCACCUCCCCUCCAAACAUCUACCACAAGGUCUUGACUGAGGUGAAAGUUCACAGUGGAGGAGUGGAGGGAGCUGGAGUUCUGGGCUGUCAUCUAGAAGGUCCAUUCAUCAGUUUAGAGAAGAAGGGAGCCCACCCGGAGCAGUACCUGCGCUCCUUCGAGUCGGGCGGCAUGUCGGACCUGAUUGAGACCUACGGGACCCUGGAUAACGUUGCCAUGGUGACGUUGGCCCCCGAGCUACCCAACAGUGAGAAGGUGGUCAGAGAGCUGGCUCAGAGGGGCAUCACUGUUUCUCUAGGACACUCUGUAGCCAACCUGUCCCAAGCUGAGGAGGCAGUGCAGCACGGAGCUUCAUUCAUCACACAUCUCUUCAAUGCCAUGCUGCCUUUCCACCAUCGAGACCCGGGCAUCGUGGGUCUCCUCACCAGCGACCAGGUUCCCCAGGACCGGACGGUCUUCUACGGAAUGAUUGCUGAUGGCAUCCACACCAACUCUGCCGCCCUGCGUAUCGCCCACAGGGCACACCCUACAGGUCUAGUGUUGGUGACUGAUGCUAUCACAGCCAUGGGUCUACCUCCUGGUCGCCACACCUUGGGUCAGCAAGUCAUUGAGAUCCAGGGGCUCCAUGCUUAUGUAGCAGGCACCAAUACGCUCUGUGGCAGUAUAGCCACAAUGGACAUGUGUGUCAGGCACUUCAAACAGGCUUCAGGCUGCAGUGUGGAGGAAGCUCUGGAGGCAGCGUCGCUCCACCCAGCUCAGCUCCUGGGCAUCAGCCAUUGUAAAGGCACCCUGGACUAUGGGGCAGACGCAGAUCUCGUUCUGCUGGAUGAUGCUCUCAAUGUCAGAGCCACCUACAUCGCAGGCCAGGAAGUGUGGAGGAAGUGACAUCAUAAUAAUCAGUCCCCUACCGCCGCCCCACCUACGUGGAACAAAUGGGGAUGUCCCAAAUGGCACCCUAUUCCCCAAAUAGUGUCCUACUUUUGACCAGAACAGAGCAUCAUAAAGGGAAUAGGGUGCCAUUUGGGACACGGGCAAUGCCUGGCUGCAUUGUGCUGGACACUCAUCUCAGACCCUAGAUGGCACCACUCUAUAAGAAGAAUUUGUGAUGUGGCACAGAGAAGUGCACUAUGUAGGGAAUAGGGUGCUAUUUGAGUUACAUGCUGGUAAAAUGGAGCCACUUGUAAAAUGCUACAGUAUAGAAUGCUAUAGUUUUUUGGGGGGGCUACAUUUUUUAUUGACAUUUUGCAUUAAGACAACAUAUACUGCAGUGCAAUGAUUUAAAUAAUCUGUUGUUUGAUACAUGGGAACAUAGUACUGGCAUAACGCAGUUUCUCUGGACCCCUGUCCAUUGCGACAUGUCUAUGCAGCUGCAUGCCUGUCGAAUCGAUAAAAGGCUUUCUGUGGUGCCAGGGCAUGUAAAGCUUUGCUUUAGCUAAUGGAUAAAUGUUUAUUGGUAGGCCUAUUUGGUCAUAAUUUUCUCAUGUUAAGCCUAACAUUUCACAAAUCUAUACACGGUGUCGCAAUGCUAAAAUUUGUUGACUGCUGGCUGAUGGUAAUAAUGUAAUUACUUGUUUAGUAAUUAAAGUUGGAAAUUCAAACAUU